ACCUGAAAAGAGGUCAGAAAUUCUUGAGGGAGAGAGAAAGACUUGGAAUCGAAGCAAUAGGGGAUCUUCUUCGAUUACUUACUUAUCCAUAGAUUAUAUAUCGCCGCAUAUAAUCGAUCAAUGUUCAUCCACUUUCAAGGAAACCGAAUUCCCGACGCCCCAAUCAGCUAUCAUCACAAGCACCAUUGCUAAUUCUCCCGCCAAUACCUCGUUUGAUGAUUUAGAUAUUUGGUGGGUUUGCUUGCUGACGAAGAGGGUAGGCAAAUGACGAAGAAAAACAGCAGCUGUGCUGUUUGUGAAAACUCGAAUCUUGCUUCAAUUUGUAGCUGUUGUGUUAACUACAGGCUAAAUGAAUACAACUCUACAUUAAAAACACUCAAUAACCGCAGGGUUUUUCUUUACUCAAGAUUGAGUGAAAAUCUUGUGGCUAAGGGGAAAGCUGAUGAUCAACUUAACUGGAGAGUUCUUCAAAAUGAGAAGCUAGCAAAACUGCGAGAGCAGCUCAGAGUUAAAAAGGAACAACUUGCACAAGGGAGAAUCAAGAUCGAGAAAACAUCUAAUGAUAUAAAAUCCAAAUAUGAGUUAUUGGAAUCAGCUAUGAGUACGUUGGAAAGGACUCGCGUGGAACAACUAGAAAAGCACUAUCCUAACUUUAUUUGCACUCAGAACUUGGGGCUUAUGGCAAUCACUUCUGUACUUCUUCAUAGGCAAUCAGUGGUCAUAAAGCAGAUAUGCAAAUUGUUUCCACAACGUAGGGUGAUUUUAGAGGGAGAAAGAAAAGAUGGCUGUAAUGGGCAAUAUGAUCAAAUAUGCAAUGCAAGGCUACCAAGAGGACUUGAUCCCCAUUCAGUUCCAUCAGAGGAGCUAGCUUCCUCUUUAGGCUACAUGGUUCAACUUCUAAAUCUUGUGGUGCGCAAUAUUGCUGCUCCUGCUCUUCAUAACUCUGGUUUUGCUGGUUCCUGCUCUCGUAUAUGGCAAAGAGACUCAUAUUGGGACACCCGUCCAUCUUCUAGAAGCAAUGAAUACCCACUAUUUAUACCGAGGAAAAUAUUUUGUUCCACUGGCAAUGAAACUUCAUGGUCGGAUAAAAGCUCAAGUAACUUUGGCGUUGCUUCCAUGGAAUCAGAAAGGAGGGCACGUUUGGACUCCUCUGGUAGCAAUAAUAUCAAUUACACUUCUGCAUCAUCGCAUUCUGUUGAAUCACAUCAGGACCUGCAAAAAGGAAUUUCACUUCUCAAAAAAAGUGUGGCAUGUGUUACAGCAUAUUGUUAUAACUCACUAUGCCUAGAUGUACCUUCUGAAUCAUCAACAUUUGAAGCAUUUGCGAAGUUGUUGGGGACAUUAUCUUCUACUAAGGAAGCUCGUUCUGUCUUUUCUACGAGGAUGGCUGGGCAAAGAUCGUCAAAGCAAGCUGAGAAAUUGAACAAGUCAGUGUGGAAUAUGAAUUCAGCAGUUUCAUCAACUACUUUGAUGGACAGUACUCAUACAUUUCCAAUGAUGAGAAAUGCUUACGAUAGUAAUCUUCCAAGUUCUGCGGGCAGUUUUCUCUACGGCGCGGAGUUAUCUGAAAGUGGGAAGGGUGAAAACUCUAUAGAAGGGUGGGAUCUUAUAGAGCAUCCUCCUUUUCCUCCUCCGCCUUCUCAAAGCGAAGACAUUGAGCAUUGGACUCGUGCUAUGUUUAUUGAUGCAACUAAGAAGAAAUGAUCAGAUGGCUUUGAGGAGAAUGAAAUGCUGCUGCUUGGAUAACUAAAAAUUAUUCUAUAUGUAAAUUCUGCAAUGACCGACUCUCUCAUUCAUAUACAUAAAUCCAUAUUAUUAUUAUUAUAUCAUAUGGUAGCUACCUUUAGGUUUGUACAUAUUCCUUCCUCUACCGAAUCCAGCUAAAAGUAGCUGAUGGAUGGAUGAUGAACUAUGUCUCACUUACUCUUUGGAAGCUCAAUUUGUCGAAUGAACCUUGUUUAUGAAUUUUUCUCCUUGUUGUUGUCAUUUUAAUUUCGUUUGUAUCAGUUUGCUUUACAUAGUUUUAUUGUUCAUAGGUCUGAGUUAGUUUCAUGUAUUUAUUGUGGUUUGCUUUCAAGCCUGAAACUGCUUCAUCUAAUUUAUGCAGUCUUGCAGAGUCUGUCUUUACUUUUUUUGAAUGCAAAUUUUGAAUAUUUCUAGA
This is a messenger RNA of Impatiens glandulifera, 2161 nucleotides long. RefSeq lists its product as uncharacterized. NCBI's taxonomy places the organism in Eukaryota, Viridiplantae, Streptophyta, Magnoliopsida, Ericales, Balsaminaceae. Bases 265 to 1704 code for a protein of 479 amino acids. The transcript has 14 exons. Gene Ontology annotation, cellular component: lytic vacuole; endosome. Gene Ontology annotation, biological process: SNARE complex assembly. The record is from RefSeq and is a predicted model, not a curated record. Gene Ontology annotation, molecular function: SNARE binding.